Cynara cardunculus var. scolymus (artichoke) is the source of this 529-nucleotide messenger RNA. Its product is annotated as 60S ribosomal protein L37a. Gene Ontology annotation, biological process: translation. Gene Ontology annotation, molecular function: structural constituent of ribosome. NCBI's taxonomy places the organism in Eukaryota, Viridiplantae, Streptophyta, Magnoliopsida, Asterales, Asteraceae. Gene Ontology annotation, cellular component: ribosome. The record is from RefSeq and is a predicted model, not a curated record. Bases 92 to 370 code for a protein of 92 amino acids. The transcript is spliced from 5 exons.
GGGAUUAGGGUUUCAACUCCUCAUCGCCGUCCAAGCUGCUGCUCUCUGUUUUCCCAGCUGAUUGCUCGCUUGUUUCUUCUGAUCUUGCAAAAUGACAAAGAGGACGAAGAAGGCUGGUAUCGUUGGGAAGUAUGGUACCCGUUAUGGUGCUAGUCUGCGAAAGCAGAUCAAGAAAAUGGAGGUCAGCCAACAUAGCAAAUAUUUCUGUGAAUUUUGCGGCAAGUAUGCGGUGAAGAGAAAAGCCGUUGGGAUUUGGGGUUGCAAGGACUGUGGCAAAGUCAAAGCAGGCGGUGCCUAUACCUUGAAUACGGCAAGUGCUGUGACAGUGAGGAGCACAAUUCGUAGGCUGAGGGAGCAGACCGAGAGUUAAGUAUGCAUCUGUUUUGUUUUAGUCUCUGAUUCUUAGAAUGAUCAUCAUACUUUCAUGUCGAAGUCUUCCAUUUUUACUCGUUUUAAACCUUGAUGGAUUAUGUCAGAUUGUUCAUUUAUUGCAUCAGUGGGAAGGUAUCUGGAAACCAGUGGAUUUUUA